Corylus avellana is the source of this 663-nucleotide messenger RNA. The record is from RefSeq and is a predicted model, not a curated record. Lineage: Eukaryota; Viridiplantae; Streptophyta; Magnoliopsida; Fagales; Betulaceae.
AUGGCUGAGGGAAAUCUUCCUAUGAGAUACUUGGAGGUUCUUUUGAUCUCGAAGAAGUUGGAUGCAUCAGAUUGUGAUAGUUUAUUGAAUAAAAUCUCAGCAAAAGCAAAAAUUGCUUACGAUGAUCGUAGUGUUCUAAAGGACGAGGGUGGAUUAGGAUUGCGGAAGUUGGUUGAUUGGAACAAGGCUACUAUUCUUCGCCAUUUGUUGUCUUUGUUUGCUAGAUCGGGGUCUCUUUGGGUUGCUUGGGUUGAUUCAAAUUUGCUAAAAGGAAGAAGCUUCUUGUUACUUAAAAUUUCACAGGAUUCUUCUUGGAGCUGGAAGAAAAUCCUCAAACUUCGUGAGGUGGCUAAAAGCUAUUUGUCUUUCAAGGUUGGGGAUGGAUCCAAAAUUUCUUUGUGGUUGGGGGCUUGGCACCCAGAUGGAAUUCUCUUGGAUAAAGAUGGCUUUAGGGUCAUAGAUGACUCUAGAAGCCGUAUAGAUGCAAAGCUCUCUAGUGUGAUAAAAAAUGGAGAUUGGAAUUGGCUGCCAGCUAGGUUGGAAGAGUUGGUUGCAAUUCAAAGCCGUUUGUCUCUAGUGGAUUUGGGUGUUCAUGAUAUGCUUAUUUGGAAGCCUUCAAAGAAUCGCAAAUAUUCUUGUAGGGACACAUGGGAGGCUCUUUGA